Molecule: messenger RNA, 6855 nt
Organism: Seriola dumerili (greater amberjack)
Lineage: Eukaryota; Metazoa; Chordata; Actinopteri; Carangiformes; Carangidae
Gene: tulp4b
Product: tubby-related protein 4-like
Exons: 17
Coding region: 1-4980 (1659 amino acids)
Molecular function (GO): protein binding
Source: RefSeq, a predicted model, not a curated record
AUGUUGGCUGCCGUGGAACACGGUCCCAUCCUCUGCAGCGACUCCAACAUCCUCUGCCUCUCGUGGAAAGGCCGGGUCCCCAAGAGCGAGAAGGACAAGCCGGUGUGUCGGAGACGGUACUAUGAGGAGGGCUGGCUCGCCACGGGGAACGGGAGAGGAGUUGUUGGGGUGACGUUUACAUCGUGUCACUGCAGGAGGGACAGAAGUACACCUCAGAGAAUCAAUUUUAACCUGCGAGGACACAACAGCGAGGUCGUCUUGGUGCGUUGGAAUGAGCCCUUUCAGAAGCUGGCCACCUGUGAUAUGGAAGGAGGUAUUUUUGUGUGGAUCCAGUACGAAGGACGAUGGUCUGUGGAGUUAGUGAACGACAGAGGAGCCCAGGUGAGUGACUUCACUUGGUCACAUGAUGGCACUCAAGCCCUCAUCGCGUACAGGGAUGGCUUUGUGUUGGUUGGCUCGGUUAGCGGACAAAGACACUGGUCCUCGGAGAUUAACCUGGAGAGUCAAAUCACCUGUGGCAUCUGGACACCUGAUGAUCAGCAGGUCUUGUUUGGUACAGCAGAUGGUCAGGUGAUAGUGAUGGACUGUCACGGACGGAUGCUCGCCCAUGUUCUGUUACACGAGUCCGACGGGAUCGUUAGCAUGUCCUGGAACUGCCCCGACUUCCUGGUCGAGGACAGUACAGAGAGCGACACAGACUCUGAUGACAAUAUUCUGCCUUUAGGAAAUGAUGUACUUGUUUUUCUUUCUUUGUUUUUCUUCCAAGUGCGGAGGGUUAAGCCUUUGUUAACCGUCACCUUCUUAUCAGGAGAUAUCAGUUUAAUGAACAACUAUGAUGACCUUUCUCCUGCUAUAAUUCGCUCAGGGCUGAAAGAUGUUGAGGCCCAGUGGUGCUCCCAGGGAGACCUGCUGGCUGUGGCCGGCAUGGAGAGACACGGGCUCUCUGCCGACUCUGCAUGCGCAUCCAUCAUGAGGAACGCCCUUGUUAAGUUCUAUAAUGUCCAAGGGGAACACAUCUACACUUUAGAAACACCUGCACAGAGGCCCAUCACCACCAUCUGUUGGGGUCACAGAGACUCUCGUCUGUUCCUCGCCUGUGGACCGGCGCUGUACGUGGUGCGUGUGGAGCACAGGGUGGCCAGCCUCCAACUCUUAUGCCAGCAGGGCAUCGCCAGCGCCCUGCGAGAGGAGAAAGACGUGGGAAAGCUUAACAUGCCCUCGCUGCUCUGCUCUUACGUCACCACCGCUUUCAUACCCACCAUCAAGCCCCCAAUCCCUGACCCCAACAACAUCCGCGACUUUGUCAGCUAUCCCACAGCUGGGAAUGAGAGGCUCCACUGCACCAUGAAGCGAGCCGAGGACAGCCCAGAGGCAGGCGGACCCUGUUACACUCUCUACCUAGAAUAUUUAGGAGGGCUGGUGCCUAUUCUCAAGGGACGGCGCAUCAGCAAACUGCGGCCCGAGUUUGUCAUUAUGGAUCCAAAAACAGACAGCAAAGCAGAGGAGGUCUGUGUGAAUCCCAUGAUCUCCUACACUGACAGCUGCAACUGCUCUGACUCCAGUGACAUUGAGUUGAGCGAUGAGUGGGUCGGGAAGAAGUCACCAAAGUUAUCCCGAGGAAACAGGUCACCUAAACUCUACAUGAUGAACAUGGAGUCGAGAAAAUCUCCCAAACUCUCGCGCGCCAAUCAGGAAGGCCAACGGUCGCCACGGUUACCGACAAAGAAGCCUCCAGUUCGAUCUCCCAGUCUGACACGUCGGGAGUUUUCUAUGGAUGGGAUCACAGAGCACAACUACCUCGCUCAAGUCACAUCCAACAUUUGGGGAACAAAGUUCAAAAUUGUUGGGCUUGCUUCGUUCCUCCCUGCUAAUCUUGGUGCAGUUAUCUAUAAGACCAGUUUACUUCAUCUACAACCGAGGCAGAUGACGAUCUACCUUCCAGAAGUGCGAAAGAUUUCUCAUGACUUCAUGAGCCUGCCUGUGUUCAACCCCAAUGUGUUCAGUGAGGAUGAGGACGACUUACCAGUGAUGGGGCCGUCUGGAGUGGCAGGAGACAAUCCUCCCUGUACGGUCAACAUUCCCAUUGCUCCCAUCCACAGCCCGGCUCAGGCCAUGUCCCCGACUCAGAGUAUUGGCCUGGUUCAGUCUCUUCUGGCCAAUCAGAAUAUUCAGCUUGACGUCCUGACCAACCCUACAGCCACUGCAGCAGCAGCGGCUGCAGCAGCAGCAGCUUCUGUCCCUGUCACCGAUCAUGGCCAGGAUGCAGUUGCAACACCGUACCCAGUGCCAACUAGAUACUCAAACCCUGGUCAGGUGAUCUUCAAUGGGCUGGAGAUGGGUCCUCUUCUUCCUGGUACUCUCCCACCCCCACCUCCACCUCACCAUCUCCCACCGCAGCCUCACCCACAGCGGUCUCAUUCGCAGCAGAUUCAGGAGAUGAGGCAGCAGCAGCAGCAGCUCCAGCAGCAGCACCAACAGAUCCAGCAGCAACAUCAGCAGAUGCAGAGGCAACACCAGCAGAUGCAGCAGCAGCUGAAGAUGCAGAUGUCGCUGCCUCCUCCUCCAUCUGGCUACCCGACCAUUUCCUUACAACAGCUACAUCUUCUGCCCCAAAUGCCUCCUCCUUCCACUGAGCCUGGGCUGGACAGGGGCGAGCAUGGACACACUCUGAAGCCAAGUCUGCCGCGGACUUUACCCCCGUCCUUCAAUGACACUGAUGGGUCUGUGGAGAUUCAGAUGAGGAAGGUGAAUCCUCCUCCUCCAUAUCCGGGCACUGUAGUGUCUGCAGCUGCAGCAGCAGCUGCAGCUACAGCCGCCGCUACACCUCAGACUCUUGUCACGAACUGCGACAGCCCCAGUGUCCUGGCACCCGAUUCCUGUCUGAAGAAGGAUGACUUCUUGCUUCACCCUGUCACCUUACAGUACCCGACACCUCUGGGGUAUGAAAGGAUCACGACCUUUGACAGCAGUGGCAAUGUGGAGGAGGUUUGCCGGCCACGCAGGCGCCUCAUUCGCAACCAAAAUACGUACACCGUGCAUGGCAUCGGCGGCUCGGCCACACUCAAAGUCACCUCCUCUGAGAAUAAAAAAAUCCAGCUUCCGUACAGCUCGGCAACACUGAGUCGUCUCUCUGUCCCUCGAUACUCCAUACCAAGUGGAGACCCUCCUCCUUACCCUGAUCCGGCCAAUCAGGUAACUGCCACACUUCCUCCUCCCCAGAGAAUCGAUAGCAGUCUGAUCCAUGCCACUCUACGUCGUGACCGGAGGGAUGUGGGACUUAAAGUGCCACAGAUGAUGGAAAACUCAAGAACCCUUCCCACCAAGGCUAAAAUGAACAGUGCAUUAGCUCUUACGUACCAGCAGAGGGUGCCCACUGCAUUGUACACAUGCACACAGUGCAGCAGCAACAGCAGCAGCACCAGAAAAGGUGCACAUCACAGUACAAUUAUUGUGCACUCCAAAAGUGCCUCACCCCUGGCCUCCCAGUCAUCCUACAGUCUGCUGGGUGCUGUCGACAACAGCCGGGACAGAACAGUGUAUGUUAACUCUGCCUUCACUGAAGAUGAGACUUUAAAUCAGCAGUGUCACCUUGAAAAAUCUGUACGUCAGCUGACUCUCGGCGACGUCAGUUUGACGGUUAAACGCCCUCCGCCUUACCAGUGGGACACCUCCACUACAGAGGAGUUCUGGCUCACCCCAGAGCAAACAAUGUUAGCUCCCCCACCAGGACCUCAUAAACCCCCGCCGCUCAUCAUCAGUCAAGCUCAGCACUUGGACAUGACCCGGCUUCCUUUUGUCCUCACAACUAAACCGCCAACCAGUCCGAGCACGAGCACUCUUACUUUCCCAUCAGGUUACCAGAUAUCCCUCUCACCUUUUCCUCCAGGUGUGGGUCACGGCGGACCCCCGCUUCAGACCUUACAGAACCCUCCACCGCAAUGCUCUCCAAACGAAGUGGUUGCUCCAGUCCCCUUUGCUCAGCAGGAUGCCAAUUUAGUCUUGCCACCGGGUUAUCCUCCGAACCUUGCUAACUUGGCUUGCUGCCCUCUCCCGCCGAUGUAUCCUGGAGCCAGCUCGUGUGCCGGCCUCCAGCUGCACCCUGUCAACCUUCACCCCUGGAACCCUUACCCCUGCCCACCACCACCCAUGCAGGACCCUCCAGCCCCUCCCCUCCCCACCAAAACUCAUCAGAUUUUAGAGAAGCCGAUUCUCUCCCCACCUCCCCCGACUCUACCACCGUCCAAAAGUGCCACAGAGGAUCUGACAGAGUCUGCAAACAACUUUCCAGAGCCAUCAUCCCUAAAUGAAAGCCCAGUGCCACAGGAGUCAGAGCGCUUCAACAAGAAGAGCCGUAAAAGGCUGGACAGCAGAGCCGAGGAGGCCAACAUGCCCAACGUCUCUGAGGGCAAAUCCAGAAAGGAAGGGCGAGCGCUCUCUGACUUCAAUACGCUCAUUUCCAGCCCAAGGCUCGGCAGCAGAGAGAAGAAGAAGCCCAAGGGGCAGAGAGAGCAGCUCAAUAAAACCAAGAAGAUGAGCAGGACCACGAAUGAGUUCCAGGAUAGCUCAGAGAGUGAGCCAGAGCUGUUUAUUAGUGGCGAUGAGCUCAUGAACCAGAACCAGAGCAGUAAGAAGAGCUGGAAGAACAAGCGCAGCCUGCGUAUGGCCAGUGAGCUGGAGGAGAUUAAAUGCCGCAAGGCAAACGAAAGAGAGGACCGCAGUUUAGGCAGCCAGGGAUUUGUCUAUGUUAUGGCCAAUAAACAGCCUUUGUGGAAUGAAGCCACGCAGGUCUACCAGCUGGACUUCGGAGGGCGAGUCACCCAGGAGUCAGCAAAGAACUUUCAGAUAGAGCUGGAUGGUAGACAGGUGAUGCAGUUCGGGCGAAUAGAUGGGAACGCCUAUAUCUUGGAUUUCCAGUAUCCUUUCUCAGCAGUGCAGGCAUUUGCUGUUGCCUUGGCCAAUGUGACUCAAAGGCUGAAGUGAACAGGUUUAUUUUGCGUUGUUGUAGAAGACUAAUUCAAAAGAAGCCACAGUGGUGUUGCUGUACACCCCUCAGUGUGGGGGGUGUAUCUGGGAAAGUGUGGGUGUUGUGGCGCUUCUGGUUUUUGAAGAGGAGAUUAACAUACUACUCCGUUUUGCACAUGCAGAUAAUUUACAGCGGUCUGUUGAAGGCAAAGUCAGUUUAGGUCAGUGAUGAUGAAAACUAUAUCAGUUAAUCCAUACUUUCUAGUUCAUAUAUUGAAUGUAUUCAAGCUAAUUUUAUUCAUUAUUCAAAUGUUAUUUAUUAGAAUAAAAGAAAUUCUCCAUCAGCCUUCAUUGGACAAACAAAGGUAAACUAAUAUUUUUAAUAUUUUAAAAGCAGUUCUGAGGUUUAGUGCCAAAGACAUCUUCCCACUCUUUAAAUGCUGACCCGUCUCAAUGUGUUACAAAUCAACAGCUAUUAAAUUUACACUUGUGCUGUUUAUAAAAAAAAUAAAAAAUAGACACGGCAAAAAUCUUGAGGUACAGUGGCAUUCAAAAUUGCAAUUAAAAUUUCACUAAGCCAUACCACAUCUGAUACAAACACUGCACUAUUUUAAUUCAGUUUCCAGUAAUUAAGUAAAUGAAGUUUAAUAUUUUAUUAUGCGUAUCAAUUAUUAUUGUUAUUGGUGUUUCAGUAAGUUCUUUGUAUCUAUUCUUCAUUCAAAUCCCAUUUUCUUUUCCGCUGAACAUGCAUUAGAAGAAUAUAUAUUGAUUAUGUAAGUGUAACAUGAAGAGCUGAGUACAGUUAACCAUAGUUUGUAUAUUUUCUAUCCAUGUUACUUCUAUGAAGUGGUGCAAUGAACAUAAGAAAUCAUAUUCUUUCGGCCACGAAACUGCAAAUCAUUAUUCACAGCCAUUAUAAUCUGAUGAUGUGUUCAUUUUUUUUUUUUUUUUUACACAAUUAGUUUAAAUCUCCCUUCCCCUUACAAUGGCUGAUAUUGUCAGUAAUGGUCUACAGUAAGUCUGUGUGUGCCAAAUACAGCCAAAUGUGUUUGGCUGAAAGUAAGUCAGUAGGGAAAAUAGUACAAAGUGAUCUCAUGAUGCUCUCAUCCCCAAACAGAACAAUCUGUGCGCAGUAAAGAUUGAGAUCUUCUCAGUCCGUGUCACUCUGGCUGGCUCUGUGUUGUUUCCAUUGGGUGUUUAUGAUUCUACUUGAAAACUGCAUUUGAAUGUGAAGUACAGUAGUUUGCCUCCUUGGAAAUCAGUGCUGCUUUAGAUAGAUAGAGCUUGUGUGCAGUAAUGCUACCUACAUAGAACUGAUGUUGUACUCGCAAACAAAAAUAUAACGCUGCUUGCACUGUGUAUUUAGCAAAUGACCUAACAUCAUUAUAUGCUUAGGAAAAAUGUGCGUAUAUGUUGCUAAUUUCAGUAAUUUUGUACAUCAACUUUACUUUAACAUGGUACCAAGAGUUUUUUUUUUGAUGUUACACUUGUAGAAAAAAGAAUGAGAACAAUAAACUUGAAACGGUAUUAAAUACAACAUAUUCAUAAAGUUGUUAAGAUUAACUGUUAGUAUUAGGAGUGAGAUUCAUGUAGAUUUGGUGCUAAUGUAAAGAAACAAAUGUGGAAAUUCAGGACAUUUGUCAUUUGUUAUUAGAGGGUUGUUUUAAUGAAAGUAUUUUGAGAGAGGCUACAGGAAAUUUAAGUGCAGAGAGUUUUCAUUUACUGUAAGAGCUUUUCAUCCAGUGCAGCUUCAGAGACUUCAGCGACAGUGUGUGUCAGUUAUCAGCAAUACUGCCUAAUGAAUAGUUGAUUGCCUGAUUUUUUUUUUUUUCUCUCUUAUUUUGUGAAGGAAAACAAAAGUGAUAUGACCAUAGGUUUGCAAGGACCUAUAGG